GCUCAUUGGCAAUACCUCACUCGAUCCCAGCGAAUUAAUGUCCAAGCUACUGCAAAUCGACUUCCUCUUGCACGACUCGGUUUGGCCUGGGGUAUUGUUUACCUCGGCGUGCUGAGUACCAUUACCAUUGCUCAGCGUAAAGUCGCGAGAAGUUCAGAUCCUCUUCUCUCGCCUGCGAAGCCGUAGGGAAAUAUCUUUAUCAUGUCGGCUGACUUUUGGGCUGGCUAUCUAAGUGGCGCAGUUGGUAUCAUCAUUGGAAACCCUCUCGAUGUCAUCAAAGUACGACGUCAGGCGCAGCAAGCCAGUCCACCGCCAGUCCUGUCUUCUCCUUCGAUGAUAGCAGGAGAAACUUCUGCCACGAGCCAAGGCACAUCAUUCGGCACUCGUUUUCUCAGAUCAUAUACUUCUUUAGUAACUGGAACUGCGGCGCCAAUUCUCGGCUAUGGUGCCCUCAACGCUUUACUUUUUGUUUCUUACAACCGUACCGAAUCUACAUUGAACAGUGUGUUCUCAACAUCAGAGAAUCUGUGGAAUGCAUGGAUUGCUGGCUCUGUGGGUGGUCUUGCAACCUGGAUCGUCAGCACGCCCACCGAGCUCAUCAAGUGUAGAGCUCAACUGGCCUCUCCACCCAUGUCAAGCUUGGCCAUCGCUCGACAGAUUUGGAGGAAUGAAGGUGUUCGCGGACUCUACUUUGGCGGAGCAGUGACUGCUCUACGAGACAGUAUCGGAUAUGGCUUUUACUUCUGGUCCUAUGAGCUGAGCACUCGUUGGUUAGCCACAAAAGCUGAGGAGAGAACUUCUUUUCAACAGGAAGCCGCAAAGGUCCUUUUCUGUGGAGGAUUGGCCGGUGUGGUAACGUGGGCCAGUGUCUUUCCUCUCGAUGUUAUCAAGACAAGGGUUCAGGCUCAGACGCUCGGCGGCCCAGUCGAGACAUCACCUCUUUUGCAAACGAGCGGGCCUCUACGGACCUCACGAGCAGGUGCUCUGCAAAUUGCACAAGAAGCGUAUCGGGAAGGGGGGGCACGUGUUUUUUUUCAAGGGCUAACUGUCUGCAGUGUCCGGGCAUUCAUCGUCAAUGCCGUCCAAUGGGCUGUCUAUGAAUGGGUCAUGCUUGAGCUUGGGCAUGGACGCAAACAAGCUGUUUUUAACGACUUUAGAGUAGAAAUGGUAGAGGCAUUAUAGAACGCAAGGCAUGAUACCAAUAGUGUCACAGAAAAUCAACUGAUAUUGGCAAAACGCUACCAUAUUCUACGAGAGGAAUAUGUGCAUUGAUCAUAGAGUUCUAGACUAAUGAGCUUAGGAAUCAUGAUUUCCUUUUACUAAA
Fusarium graminearum PH-1 is the source of this 1324-nucleotide messenger RNA. RefSeq lists its product as uncharacterized. The transcript has a single exon. Gene Ontology annotation, biological process: transport. The coding region runs from base 202 to 1182 and encodes 326 amino acids. Lineage: Eukaryota; Fungi; Ascomycota; Sordariomycetes; Hypocreales; Nectriaceae. Gene Ontology annotation, molecular function: transmembrane transporter activity. The record is from RefSeq and is a predicted model, not a curated record.